GGGGGCGCCGAGGCAAGACAGGGCGCCGAGCCGAGCCGAGCCAAGCCGAGCUGAGCCGAGCCAAGCCGAGCCGAGCCGCCGGGCGGCCAGGCCGGCCUUCCCCGGGAGGAGGGGGAGGAGGCAGGACAGGGGAGGGGAGGAGAGGAGGAGGAGGAGGCGGAGGAGGGAGGACACGGGGAGACGGUUGCUGCUGCUGCUGGGCAGAGAGAGGAGUCGUGCAGGAGCUGCGGCUGUAGUCGGACGCCACAUUCCCUCCUUACGGGACUAGUGGUGAGGAUGAGCGAGAGCUGACCCUGCCGGUGCCGCCGCCUGUGCUGUGAAGUGUCUGCUCCUCCUCCUCCUCCCCUGCUGUGGGUGAACCUGCGCUACGGGCUCUUCACUGACACGGGGGGGAGGUUGGUUUGUUUGUGUAUUUGUUUAAGGCAAAGAGGGAGAGAGAGAAAGAGAGAGAUCUUCCAUCCACUGAAGCACAGUUCACUAUGAUCGUACUCGCAUUCAGCACUGGAAGCCGGUUGGAUUUCGUGUCUCAGUCCAGGGUGUUUUUCUUGCAAACCUUCCUUUGGAUUUUAUGUGCUACAGUGUGCAAAGCGGAGCAGUAUUUCAAUGUGGAGGUAUGGUUACAAAAGUAUGGCUACCUUCCACCAACUGACCCCCGAAUGUCGGUGUUGCGCUCUGCAGAAACCAUGCAAUCAGCUAUAGCUGCCAUGCAGCAGUUCUAUGGCAUUAAUAUGACAGGAAAAGUGGACAGGAACACAAUUGACUGGAUGAAGAAGCCGCGAUGUGGUGUGCCUGACCAAACUAGAGGUAGCUCCAAAUUUAACAUUCGUCGGAAACGCUAUGCGUUAACAGGACAGAAAUGGCAACACAAACAUAUCACUUACAGCAUAAAGAACGUCACUCCAAAAGUAGGUGAUGCUGAAACUCGUAAAGCCAUUCGCCGUGCCUUCGAUGUGUGGCAGAAUGUAACUCCUCUAACAUUUGAAGAAGUUCCUUAUAUUGAAUUAGAAAAUGGCAAGAGGGAUGUGGAUAUUACAAUCAUUUUUGCAUCAGGUUUUCAUGGAGACAGUUCUCCCUUUGAUGGGGAGGGAGGAUUUUUGGCUCAUGCAUAUUUUCCUGGGCCAGGAAUUGGGGGAGACACUCAUUUUGACUCAGAUGAGCCAUGGACUUUGGGAAAUCCCAAUCAUGAUGGAAAUGAUCUGUUUCUAGUUGCAGUGCAUGAACUGGGACAUGCUCUGGGCUUGGAGCACUCUAAUGAUCCCACUGCAAUCAUGGCUCCGUUUUACCAGUAUAUGGAAACUGACAACUUCAAACUACCUAAUGAUGAUUUACAGGGCAUCCAGAAGAUAUACGGUCCUCCUGACAGAAUCCCACCACCAACAAGACCUCUGCCAACAGUGCCCCCACAUCGCUCAAUCCCUCCAGUAGACCCACGGAAGAAUGACAGGCAACCUAAACCUCCCCGGCAACCCAGCGGUGACAAACCUACCUAUCCUGGAGCCAAGCCUAACAUCUGUGAUGGGAACUUCAACACUCUGGCUAUUCUUCGCCGGGAAAUGUUUGUUUUCAAGGAUCAGUGGUUCUGGCGAGUCAGAAACAACAGGGUGAUGGAUGGAUACCCCAUGCAGAUUACCUACUUCUGGAGGGGUCUGCCUUCCAGCAUUGAUGCAGUUUAUGAAAACAGUGACGGGAAUUUUGUCUUCUUUAAAGGUAACAAGUUCUGGGUGUUCAAGGACACUACUCUCCAGCCAGGUUAUCCUCAUGAUUUGAUAACACUUGGAAGCGGAAUUCCUUCUCACGGCAUUGAUUCAGCAAUUUGGUGGGAAGACGUUGGGAAAACCUACUUCUUCAAAGGAGAUAGAUACUGGAGGUACAGUGAAGAAAUGAGAUCCAUGGACCCUGGUUAUCCCAAACCAAUCACAAUUUGGAAAGGUAUCCCGGAAUCUCCCCAGGGAGCCUUUGUCCACAAAGAAAAUGGCUUCACAUAUUUCUACAAAGGAAAAGAGUACUGGAAAUUCAAUAACCAGAUGCUCCGAGUGGAACCUGGCUAUCCCAGAUCCAUUCUCAAGGAUUUUAUGGGUUGUGAUGGACCAACAGAUCGAGACAAAGACCGACACAGCCCUCAAGAUGACGUUGACAUUGUCAUCAAACUGGACAACACAGCCAGCACUGUGAAAGCCAUAGCCAUCGUCAUCCCCUGCAUCCUGGCCUUGUGCCUCCUUGUCUUGGUUUACACUGUGUUCCAGUUCAAAAGGAAAGGAACACCCCGCCACAUACUGUACUGCAAACGCUCUAUGCAAGAGUGGGUGUGAUGCAGGGUUUUGGUUAUUUUCUUUCUCUCCCAGGAGUUUGUGGUAACUUGAGAUUCAACACAAGAGGUGUUAUGCAGUUUCCUAGCUAGGAGCAGGCAUCUGUCAGUCUGAAACAAAGCUGAUCUUUGAAACCCAACGGGUUGCCUGUCCUGCACAUGAGUGGCGAUUUGCUCAGCUGGGAAGCUUCCAUGAUACACAGUAUCUGCUGUUUCUUCAGUCCUUUGUCUUUCUUUGUCAUUCGAUUCUAGGCCUUUCCUCGGCACGCUCAAUGCCCGAUAAACUAUCAGGAUUAAUUAAUGAAGAGGAAAAAAAAAAUUCUGAUGUUUCUACAUUUUUCCCUUAAGGCCUGUUCCCCUUUGAAAAAUUUUUUGCUGAAAGUAAAUUUUUUUAGAAAAACACAACAACCUACAAUGGAACUUUCAGGAAAGUGAGAAGACCCAAAACAGCUUUGUCUCCAAAGAGGAUUGCUUUCUGUCUGCUAUGGAUAAAGUCCUAUACUCCUACUCCCAGUUAUGUCAGGUGGGAGACUCGGAUGACACGCAGGACUUCAGACUGUUCGGACAGCCAUUUUCCAACAAACAAGGGGCCAAAAUAUCUGCAAUAUAGUAACAGCCUUAAUAAUACAUUCAUUUUGUGUUUUUUACAGCUGCUCUGGGCUACGUCCUCAAUGUUUUAAACUCAUUUAUAUUCAUUACUAUAUUCAAGCAGAACCUUUUUAUUGGUUUAUUUGAUUCUUGGUUGGUUUUCCUGCAUAAUCUUUCCCAAGCUGUACCAAGUCAACUGCCCCAGGCCUUUUAUAGGUCUGUCAGGAGCACUCAUUCCAAAGCAUGGUAAAAAGCAGUUUGUCUCUGAAGUGGAUUUCAGUGAACUAAAGCAACAGUCACGCUAUAGAGAAACUUGACGCUGGUAUUACAUUGGUGGUGUAACCCUUUGAGAACUAUUGCAUCCAUUUUCAGAGUCUGGUGGAUGUUAAUCUUGGUUGUCAUUAAAUUAUAGGAUUGUGUUUGGGUAAUACAGGUUUUAAAAGAAAAUCAGUUUUUCAAAACAGAUUUCCUGUGACUGUGAGUGUUUUUAAUUAUUUGCAUUAUUGAUAGAAAAGCAUUUGUAACAUAAAUAGAAAACAAAAGAUAUUUACCAGCUACUUUCUGGUUAAAGGAACCAAUUUUAAUAACUUCUACCACUUACCAAGAACUUUUCUAAACUGGUGACAGUUUUAUAGCUUAGCCUUUUACCUUAAGCAUCUUGAAUUUCUCUUUUAAACUAUGUUGCAUGAUAAUUCAAUUUGCCUCUGCAGAGGUAGAGCUACAGUUUCAAAGGAAAGCUAAAACGAUGACUCUGAUAUUGCAUGAGUAUCCUCCGGUGUGUGUUACCCCUUUGCAUGUUCACCAUAGUUCUCAAAGGGUUAGUAAAAUUUCUGGCCUUCAGCCGAAUAUGAUAUCACUGACAGAGCCAAGAGACCACCAAAGCAUUUUGACAUUCUGUGUAAUUUGUGCUAACAGCAGUAUUGUCAUUUUCAUGUGACCUGCAGAGCAGGUUUGUAUCAAUAUUUUUUUCCUAGAGAAAAGUCAGCAACUGACAGACCUCUUUAUUGAUUUAAGGAGCUGCUUCUUGCAGUGAUAGGCUUUACAGUCACUGGGCUGUGAACUUAAUAAAAGAUGGUCAGAAUGAUGCACCCCAAAAGUCAGACACCUGGUUUUUUAUGAAAGCCAGGAUUUGAGGGGAGUAGCUUUUGCAACAAUGAACAGCUUGCCUUGAACUUGAUUAUUGACCUGUUGACUGUCAUUACCAAGUUAAACAUUGUCUUUUGUGAACAGCUUCACUGUCUGAAUUUCCUUAAAGUGUACUGUCCUAUGUCUUUGAUCUUUGACCUUUAACUUGCAAACUGGCACAAACUGAAGGAAAUCUGGUGUUGCAAAUUAACUAAGACGAGUUUUAUUUCUUAAGAGGCCUGAUAUACAUUAUCCAAAAAUUGAGAAAAAAAAGUUGAAGUGUUUUCUUAGAAAAGAACUGACAUAAACUAAAAUAUUUAUGAUAGAUCUGUAGAAGGGUAUUUUGCUAUGUAUACAUGCACACUCUAAAAAUGAACUGCAGUAGAAGUUAAUUUUUAUUUAACUUGAAUACAAUUUUCAGUAUAAAAUUAUCAUUUCUACAAAUAGCUAGUUAUUAAUGGAAAGGUUAUAGAAAAGUAUUAAAAUACUUGAAAUGGCCAGUAUUGGCUUUUACAUAAAAUGAGACUUUUGUACUGCAUUCAACCAAUUUCUUACUGGUUUCUUAAUCCACAAAACUGGAUCAUUUUUUAGAGAGUGUAGGUAUAUAUACAUAUAUAUUAUGGUUAUUAUUAUUUUGGUAAUGGAUAGCUUGACUGCCUUGAAUUUAUAUUUAUAUUGAGCAUAGCAUGAAAAAUAGUAUGCCUUUUUGUUCAAUUACAUGAUUUUAUAUUGAUUUGAGGAUUUAUUUUAUGAACAUAUGUGGCAUGCUAUAAAGCAUUGCAAACUUAUUUCUUAGAGCAUAAACAGAUAUACAUAUGUACGGCUAACAAAAAUGAAGAUUAGAAAAAGAUAUAGUUUUACAACAAAUAUGCAAUGCAGAUGGCAUUUUGGAGAUGUUUUGUAGAGGUAAUGCAUACUGUAGGUUAGAAGUGCACCAGUAUCAGCCCAUAGCAUCAUUUCGUAAAUGCAGUUCAGUUGUUGGUGAAAAUAUAGGUUGACAGUAAAGUAACAUAAGUUAUUUACUGCACAUGAGCUCAUUUGAUGAAUUUGGAAUUCUAUGUUUGUUUGUCAUAUAUAUUAAAAUGUGUGUGUGUGUUUGUAUAUUUAUAAAUGCACACAAACUCACACAUACACAUAUUUUAAUCCAUGGAGAGAUUAUUAUUGUCAACAAACUACUAUAACUUAUGUUCUGCUACAGACAGAACAAAAUGAUUCAUGUAGCUGUUCCAAUUUUGUCACUUGGAUAGCUGAUAGAAAAUACUAACAGCACUACUUAUUCUCCGUUUGUUUUUUUCUCUACACUAAGAAAACAUAUUAUCUUUAGGUCAGAACAGCAUCUCAUCUGGUUUUUUAUUUACUUGAAAAUUUAACUUCAUUUUUGAAAUACCUUUCAUGGCAGCUUUAACUUUUUGUGCAACUGAUUCCCUGACAGUAAUGAAGUGCUGAGCAUGUUGACUGUUGUUUUUGAUAAGGUAACAAAAAUGUUUGUAUUUGGAGAAUUUAACUUUAGUUAUGCAGGAAGGUAAGUGUCAUAAGUUUAGUGCUUGGUAUAUGGUACAUCAUAUAUACACGAAUACAUGAUAAGUUGAUUGUUUAAUCUAUUUUCUUUUACUUAAAAGUGCAUAUAUAUUAUAUACAGAGAGAGAGAGAAAAAAUAUUAUAUUGGCAUGUUUAUGUCAUGCUGAGCAAGACUGCAUCAGCAUUUUUAUUACAUACUUCUGUUUUCAGUAGGUUAUAACACAGUCAUAAAGGUUUGCUUUAAGUAAAAGAUGUAGGAACAAUUGUGUUCACUGUAGUUGACAAAUACAUACUGGCUAGUUUCAAAUUACAGAAGUUCAGAGUAAAUUAGUGCUGUUUCCUGAUUUAGAUUUGAAUUCAAACACUUAAAUGUUCUAAGACAAUGCUGUUUUUUGAAAAGUUAUUUUUCUACCAGGGCCUAUAAUUAUGACAAUUAAGAAAAAAGCCAAAUAGAAAAUAUUUUCAGUUCUGCAAUCUGGGUUCCUGCUUAUGUGCCGUAACUUUUUUCAUAAAGUUUUUAAUAAAAAUUUCCAUAUGGCUAUCAUCAUGAUCUGUACUGUGGAACAAUACAAAACUGAAUAUGCAUUAUGUUAAUCAGUUACAGUCUACCAAGCUGACUAUACAAGGUUGUGUAUCUUCAGAGUACUAUGGGUCUGUACAAUGCAGAAGGCCAGAGCAGAUUAUGGCAGUGUUUCCUCUGGUGUUUUAAUGUAUAAACCUAUGAAAAGGAUAUUGACUGUAGCCACAAAAUAAUUUUUUAUCAAAAAAAUACCUGUAGAAAACUAUGUCACUGUACGUUUACUGGAUAGGCUGGGAUGGAGAGACCCAAAUGGCUCCAAAGGAGCCCUUUCAGGUCUCCUGAAUAAAUGUAAUGCAUAUUUUAUAUCUUCCUAUGAACUUUUGUUCUUUUUCUUCUUUCAAAGUGGGGCAAAGGGAAGGGAUAAUUAAAGAAAUGAUCUUUUUAAGGCUAAUCAUGCGAAAAAAAAAAAAAAAAAAAUGGAGCCCGAAUCUAAUAGAUUCAAACAUAAGGGGAAGACACACUUUUUCUUGAAAGUGUACUUCACCUCCCCAGUUGUUUGGUAAAGACUCCUGUGCUAUUAGCACUGUGGGUUAAGAACAAAGUUUAAGGCUUAAUUUUUGAAUUUUCAACUUUUUGGGGGGGUCUUACUUCACAAUCUUAAUGUCAGUUAAUUGUAGCUUUUGGUACCAAAUUAUAUAGAAUCAAACUCUAGCUUGUUGGUUAAAAAAAAGUGCGUAGAAUAGAAAGUAGGUCUGCCUGUAAGCAAUGGAAGCAUUACAUUCCUACUCUCUUUUUUUUUGCAUUUGAACCAUCGCUAAGGAAAACCUUAAUAAAUGCAUAUAGCAAACUGAACAGUGAAUGUUCCAGGCACUGCAGUUUUAAGAAAGUAGACAUGCAAGUUACUACACCAUUAGCAGCCUAAAUUGGAGAUAGCACAAGAUGACUGGUCUGAGGAGCAAAGAUUUGACUGCAGGGGUUUGCUCUGUCUUGGCUCCUGUAUGUUCUCACAACAUGCCCUAAGUUUUAUCACCAAUUGCAGAGGUGGAGGAAGCCGUGCACUGUGGCAGUAGGAGAUGUGAAGCAGCCAUUGCAGAACAAUAGCUCCCUGUCGCCUUUUGUUGUUGUCAAGACUGUCUUUGGACAGUUCUAUUUCCAGAAGCCUAAAUAGAUGACUGCAGCCCUAUGAGCCAUAAGGAAAAUCAUUAUUAUCAGUGGAGGGAACAAAUGUUACUGGCCACUUAGGUGUUCAGCUAUGCUGUAAAUCAAAUAAUAUUGUGUGAGAGAUGAGGAACAGAUAACCUGUUAUUGAAUACAAUGGUCUAGCUGUGACUGAUACACCAGCACUGUAAUGUCAGGCGUACUUCCUUAGCUCACAGUGCACGCACUGCAGACAGAGUGGUUCACGUAAAAGAAGACUAUUUAAACAUAUGUCAGUUACAAAAUCAGGUGUAAAUGAACCAUAUACUCACAAUCUCUGAUUUAUGCAUGUAAAUCAAUGAAUUGUCUGCCACUUGUCUCAUGGAAAAAUGUAAUGUGUGAGUCGAAUCUGCCUAACCCGUUCUUGUGACUUGCCAUCUGAGAUGUCAGAGACUGAUAGACAUUGUCAUCAGUGCCAUAGAUGCUGAAAAUGUCUGGUAAGCAUCAAAAGCAUGCCCUCACUUGUUGCAGACUGGCUCCAUUUGGUGUUGAUCUGAGGCAGCCUCUAAUGUUAGGCAGCACAGAUUCUGUAUGACGUGGCACUGUUUGAUUUAUGUAUGCAACUAGGAAAGCCCAGUGAUAAUCAGGAGAUCAUAUUAUGAAGGAUCAUCAGUAUGUGACUACCGCAAGCAUCUGUUCCUAAAAUCAAAAUGUUUUUCAAAGAAACGUGUGGACAGCAUUAAACACAUGCAUCAUAAACAGGUCUUUUUUUCACAGUGUAAGUAAGGUUUAGCAUAUCGUCUACAAUUUACAGUCAGUUUAUUAACAUUUGCAGUUGCAGCUACCCAUUAUGUUUUUGAGAUAUGACAUUCUGUGAGAGGUGUACAUAAAGUAUGUUUGCCCUGUGGAUAUAGCCUUAAGUGGUGCUCCAGUUUGCCCACAGUAUAGAUGAAAUAAAUCUUAGAAGCAGAGAAGACAUAAAUGAAGAAAUGCUGAUGUAAACUAGCAUGCUAAAGACAAUUUUCUACACUUGGAUGUGCAUGCAAAGCAGUGCUACUUGCUGUCACAGUAAAACUACGUAAAUGAUAAUCAUUACAUAUGCCAGACAUUUAUGAUGGCACAGAGCUUUCCAGUCACACAGCUUAGUUUCUUCUGCUUCUGUAGACUGACAUUGUCCACAGACAAUAUUAUAAUAGCUAUCACAUAAACCAAAGCUUUCUUUUUAGUUAAUAAUAAUUUCUACCCUAUGAAAUUACUUCACAUCCAUUUUAUAACUACAACCUUAAUCUCCUUGGUGAGCUAUCAGCAUAUCUUAAUUCAUAGAUUUCAUGCCUUUUUUUUUUUUUUUCUGUUGCAGUAAAAUAUAUUUUGAACAUUCUCUCUAUCUUGCCAUCUGGCACUAACACAUGGAAUAAUCACUUUUAUUCUGUGCCAUGCAUGUGUCCUUGAUCAUCCAUUUGCCCAUACAUUGUUCUGGAAACUGGCUUUCUGAGAAGGAUUGGUAACAGAGGGCUGGGAGAAAAUACCUUCCUGACAUACCUGGCUAGCCCUUAACAAUAUGACAAGAGAGUUUGAAGAGUUUUUAGCACAAUAUUCCAUUACCCACUGGCAACAGAACAGUGUAACUCUGCCAAUCAGUGUAUGCCCAGAUGGGUUCAUCACUUGCAAAGAAUAGUGAAGUAGUGAGUAGUAGUCAGAAAACGCUGUUUUCUAAGCCAUAUUGCCAUCCUGAUGUGUUGGUAUAGUUUAACACCCAGUUGACAUGCAUAUUCAUAACUCCCAUGGCUGUACAUAAAAACAUCUGCCUUAUGGAAGCUGAGAGGGCUUAGGGUCAGCAGGCAAUCAAUGCUAACUUAUUUAUAAGGUGUGAACAAAUUUUUGUUCCCUUACUAUCAUUUUACAACCUUGAAGAAAAGUAGGUUUUCCCAUAAUGUAAAAUGAUGGUUUGUAACGCUCUUUUUCAGCAUUCACAAUUACAUGAUAUUAUAUAAAACCUCAGAAUAUGUUGUAAUACAACUUAAAUAUUCUGGUUGAAAUGCACAGCCCAUCUUUAGGCACACAAUGAAUCUAAACAGAGAUGCACAUACUGUGUAUGCUAUGCUUAGCUGUUGCCACAAAAUCGUCAGUGCUCACAUACUGAUCAUCUUCAUACCUUACAGGAACACCAUGUUGAAGCCAGCUCCAGGCAGUGUGUCUACCUGGAUAUAAGUAGAGAUAUAAGUUGGGAAGUGGUAUGUGUGCUGGCGUGUAUUCAGAAGACAUAAUAAGGCACCUACAUUACGGUUUGAAAUGAUCAGGACAACCACAAUUCAUACCUACCAGGCAUAGCUGCAACUUGUAUUUACAUGGUUGUGUUUUACCUCAUAUAAUAAAGUGCUAUGAACUCUGGCUAUACCUCACAAAGUAGAUGAAAACUAUUUAAAAAAUCUUUCAGGAUAGCCAUUGUCAAUACUCAGCUCACAGAAAUACCUGAGAUAUAAUCUUGAAAAGGAAUCCAGAAGUGAAGAAAUGUGUGAUGAGGCAAAUAAUCUAUUCCCAGCUCUUACUCUGUGUAACACAUUUGGUAAAACAUUGUCAACUAAAUAUAUGGUUAGCAUCCAUCUUUACUCUGUUUCCAAAACCAUGCAGACAUCUCUUGUCAAUUCAUGCACAGUUCUGUCUCAUUGUGUCUGGUUGAAAACCAUUUUAUAGGAUAGAUCAAGUAUUAUGAGCCUCCUUUCUUGUCAUCCAAGAUACACAGCUCAUCAUCUGCUAUCAAUAUGCAUUCCUUUGAAGGUCGUAGUCCUUGGAUCACAGUGAUGACAAAUACAGAUACAAAGGAACACCCUGUUGAAAUCUUUCUCACAGGAAACUUUAAUUAGUCAUUAACUUUCUUUCCACAACUUCUAGGAUCCACAGGAAAGCCAACUAGGUCUUUUGAUCAAAGACUGCAGACCGACACAGAAGCAGCAGCAGAAGCACACUUCCAUUUUGCAUUUCCAGAAGAACAUAGGAAAAGGAAUGAGAAUAUUUUGGUUCAUAAUUAAAAGUGCAAAAUGAGUUUUUCAGAAGGGGAAGGAGCCAAGAACGACCGACACCACUAAAAUUUCAUGUAGCUGCCUCAUAAUCGACAACAGAAGGGAGAUCAUCGGGAAGUUGGUGACAGCUUUGAAAGUAUUAUUGGUCUCCAACAAGGGUACCUGUUAGGCUGUAGAAAGUCCAAUGAAUUAUAUAUUUGGUGUCAUAACCCACAAGAGAGUGGUCAGUCAAAAGGCUCCUCAGUAUAGUUACUCUAAAGCUGGCUACAAAUAUAUAGAGAAAGCACAUUGUUUAUUUCAUGCAGUCAAAAGUCUUUAGAGACAGAUUUAGUCAAGCUAACUUCAGCCUGAAUCUAUGUGCAAAAACUUGUCAAUGAAGUGUUCUUAUGAUUGUUUUCAGAAAUUAGAUCCAGAAAGUUAUCUUAGAGGAACUCCCCUGGAUAAGAUACUGAAGGACAAAGAAGGCUUUACCUCUGUUAGUCUAUAUGGCAGCCAUGUAUCUUUACCCCCAUGAUUUAAUCACACACUUUUUUACAGUCUGUCACUAGGAAAUGCAGCUUUUUGUGUCUAUGGUGAAGAGGCAGUACCUUCUCAACAACUCCUGUGAACAUUUGAGGAACUUGAUGUAUAUCUCACUAAAUCUUUUUCAUUGUCCAGUCCCCCAACACUGAGCUCCAAGUUACUCACUUCAGAUUACUGAAGUUUCUGCCAUCCAUUGACACUGCCAUCCUUUAACUCUUUUAUGAAAAUUACGUGGUAGAGCCAGCACUGGCCAUCAUGGACUCCUUAUUUGCAUCUUGUGGCUACUUGCUGGGUCUCAUGUACAAUGGUGUAACAUCAGACACCUACCAUUUUUUAUGCCAGCCACUGCAUACCGUUUGCAUUAAGAAUUUAUGCAACCUGUGAGAGAUGAGCAGUCUAGAAAGCUGCAUUUCAAACAUGUUUCUGUUAUUUCCAGUGGUUCCAGUUCUCAGCCUUAACCUUUUCUCUUUUUCCUUUGCAUUCUGAUGCCUAUAAUCUGUGUCAUGGAUAUUCAGACAAUAAUUACCUGGCUGAACUCCUCCCUCUACGACAAGUCAGUUCAUACACAUACAUCACCUACCAUUACAUUACUGCUGUAGCAUAAUACGCUAGCACUGUUGCAUGACAGGAUACUUUGCUAUUAUGCAUUGUUCUCUGAGUGAUCCUAAUUUUUAGGCGUCAUAAAUAACAUAUUUAUGAAGAGCUUUUCCACUGUAGUCUGAGAAUCAGAUUCAUUGCAUGGUUCAGUCACAGCUUGCAGAGGAAGAUGCAGGUGUUUGUCUUCUGAAAGUUUUGUAUGUGAUAAGUGUUCCUAUAUGAUCAGAAGCUGUUUGAGGCAGGUGACGUCUGCUCCUUGCCAGUCCUGUUGUUAGAGCUGCUAGCAGUAAAAGCAUGUACAGCUGGUUUUGUCAGUGUGUAGUCAAUCAGAGUUUGAUAUACAUACGUACAGGAAUGGUACAUUGUUUGCCAUGCUUCAUACACAUUCUUGUUUCUCUUACUUUCUGAAUAACAUGCACCUUGCUUUCUUUCCAAGUGCUGUAUCUACCAGAACCUGAUUUCUUCCUUAGUUCUGCUUGUUGGGUUUUAUUUUAGCAACUGAUUCCAUUUUCCAUCUUCUGGGCAUUCCUUCCUCCCUGUAAUUCACUGUAAUUCCAGCAGAAGUUGUUCUAGGUCAAAUAUGUUAGCUAGAAGCUAUUACAAUUGUGACUCUUCCCAAACUUUUAUUUGCUUGUUUAUCUUCCACCUCUGAGAAAGAGGAAAACAACCUUUCAUGUAGAGACAAGGAUUUUGGUGCAAUUGUUAGGAUACCUCUGAAAGUGUUUUUUUAUGUAACAUGAUCAUAAAACUCACACAUUGUUAAACAUCAACUCUUUUCAAGCUCUGCUUCUUUAACUGCCCAGCAAUUGUUUGUUUGAAUUACAAAGCUUAACAAAUAAGUCAGAAUAUGGAUGUUAUGAUUUCUCUGUGGUGCAAAUUUCUCAUUUUUAUUCCCUUUUCUCUUCAUAGCCUCAUAUGCAUUUCAUGUCCAUGUUUGGCUCAUUAGGAUGUGUGUUAGGAAUGAAAUAGCUGAAGCAUUUAUUUGCUUUCUGCAACUAAAUUUAAUCUUAUUAUUAUUAUUUUAUUUUACUUUAUUUUAUUGGCUCACACAGCAUUCUAUACAGUAACCUUUUUAUAACUGACAUAUGUUAUUCCUUCAGGUAGCUUCUGCUGACAAACACAAAGCUUGUUUGUGUGCAAAUGCAAGGCUGACUAAAUGGUGCUAAAGUGUAUUAUGACUGUCAGAUAUAAUCAGGCAAAAUUUUGUGGUGCUUAGACUGAUUUUUUCAUUGAUUUUAUUGAUCAAUGCAUUGAACAGUGUUUUAUUAUACACAAGUUGUCUUUUAUUAGUAAAUCAAGACCUCAUAGUGCAUUGUUAAACAAAAUGGGUUAAUUAAUCUAUGUAACAGCUCACCAAGCUAUUAUCUCUUUAAUCCCUUAUAUUGUUGUGUCAUUAAAGGUCAAGGGGUCAUGAUAAUAAUCUCAUUGCUGUAGACCAUUAACAUGACUGAACAUUUUCAACAAAGUACUUAUGUUUACAAUGCUAUAACCCUUUGACUGCUGCGGCAACCUUUAACCACAGAAAGUCACAUACUAGAAUUGUCAUUAUGGUUCUUGCCAUGGCAAUCAAAGAGUUAAGGGCUGUGCAGUGAUUUGUUUUAUAUUUAUUAAUUUAUAUUUAUUUUUUGUUUUCAUUUGAGAAGGGGGAAUUGGGGUGGGGCAGUUCUUGUCUGCUGUAAGUGUCUUAACCAAGGGAAGGGUUGAAAUGGCUUUUAUACUAUUGCAUCUUAUGUACUUACCAUCAUUUCAUUGUGUUGUAAUUAAAAAAAAAUCUGUCAAUAAAUAACAGAACAGAAAAAAGUUUCAUAAA
Messenger RNA from Columba livia (rock pigeon), 13139 nucleotides. It is a transcript of the gene MMP16, whose product is annotated as matrix metallopeptidase 16. Gene Ontology annotation, cellular component: extracellular matrix; plasma membrane. The transcript is spliced from 10 exons. The record is from RefSeq and is a predicted model, not a curated record. Gene Ontology annotation, molecular function: zinc ion binding; metalloendopeptidase activity. The coding region runs from base 480 to 2309 and encodes 609 amino acids. Lineage: Eukaryota; Metazoa; Chordata; Aves; Columbiformes; Columbidae. Gene Ontology annotation, biological process: proteolysis; collagen catabolic process; extracellular matrix organization.